GAUGCGCACUGCGCAUUCGGGCAAGAUGGCGGCGUCGGCGGGAGCCGGUGCUUGUGGACGGCCGGUGUUGGUGCUGAUGGCGCUGCAGCUGCUGCUGUGGUCGACUACGUCGUCGCGGGCGGAGCGGAGUUUGGUCAAAGUUAUCACGGACCACAACUGGAGGGAGAUGCUGCAGGGCGAAUGGAUGGUGGAGUUUUAUGCCCCCUGGUGUCCAGCCUGUCAGCAACUUCAGGCGGAGUGGAAUGCGUUUGCAGAGUGGAGUGAUGAUUUGGGUGUUAAUGUUGCCAAAGUGGACGUAACGGAGCAGCCAGGUCUGAGUGGUCGAUUCAUUAUUACAGCUCUUCCCACUAUAUACCAUUGUAAGGAUGGAGAGUUUAGAAAGUAUCAAGGUCCUAGAAUGAAGAAUGACUUUAUUGACUUCAUCGAUGGAAAGAAGUGGGAAAGCAUCGAACCAAUGUAUUCAUGGUUACAACCAUCCUCCAUUUUAAUGACCAGCAUGUCAGCACUAUUCCAGCUGUCUAUGUGGAUCCGUCACUGUCAUAAUUACUUCACUGAAGAUAUUGGCAUACCUGUUUGGGGAUCGUACAUCAUUUUUGCUUUGAUGACUCUGUUUUCUGGUCUGGUGCUUGGAUUGAUUCUGGUCUUUGUGGCAGACUAUGUACUACCAUCGCGAAGAUACAAACAUCAGCCUCAUUGCUCUGAAAGGAAAACGCCAGGAAGCAAGCUGUUGCAGUCGAAAGAUGGACAUUUGCAAGAUGAGGCUAAUGAAGAUGAUCAAUGUUCUCAUGAAAGGAAGAGCAGCAGUAAAGGAUUGGAGAAGACUCUGGUGAAAGAUUAUGGGGAUGAUAUACAGGACACUGUAAGAAAACGUACCUUGGAAUACACCAGCAGAACUGAUGAUUCCUGAUUCUAGGACAGAGUGACGUGAAAGGUUUCUUGUUCCUGCUCAUCCCUCAUUGCCUGCACCAGAAUUUCGAUUUUGAGGUUACUUAAAUGUGCUGUUAUUUAAGUCCUUUCCAUAAUGAAAAUGUGUGUAUGCUUACAAAACUAUUCAUUUACAAGAAUAUAUAUGUAUCUAAAUGUAAUAACAAACAGCUCAUCUAAUCCCAGUAGUGUAAUUUAACAAUCAAAUGAAAAUAAUCAUUGUAGCUUAAAUUAAAUACAUUCUCUGGUUUCCCCCUUUCAUAUUAGUUUGAAGGACAGGAACUUAUUUUUCUAAAAAUAUUUGAUGUUGAAAUGCAUAGAUCAAGGUAGCCUUUACUGUGCUGGAAGUCAUGAUAAUGGACUUUGAUUUCACUAUCCCCUUGGGAAUGGAGGAGAAAAAUUGUGGGAUUAUUACCCUGGGGUAAUAAAUCUGGAGAAGCUUUUUACUUGACUGUUCAGGAUCAGUUAUGAUCAAUGGACACAAAUUGUUGAAAGACUGGAGCUUGAACCAAUAUGCUUCACUGAGUGUGCAGGGAGGAUCAUUUGAUCUGGUAAAAAGUUUUAUCAUUUAAUCAGAAGAAAAUAAAUGUUUAAAGACCAAAUAUUUCAUCAUUUUUAAAAAUUAUUUAGCUUCUCAUUUGGACACCUUUUAGUUUUCAAAAUACUUUGCAAUGUGAGGAUGGUGUGCAUUUUCAUUUAAUGGUAAGGAUUUAUUUUACAUGGAGAGAAAUGAGUUUACAAAGUUUUUUGUGUACAUAAAAUGUUUAAUUGUGGAUAUCCUAUUUUGCAUAUUUGUGGAUUAUCCUUAAAAUAUUCUAUUUUGCAUUGAAGUGCUAUAUUUAAAUCUGGUUUGAAACGUUCAAUUUUAUGAUAAAAAUUCUGCAUGCUAAUGAGAGCCAUUGCUUUGUGGACAGGUUUUACAAAUUACACUUACAGUUGUAUGGACCAUGCACAUCUGCAUGAAAUGUUGAAUUUUACACUGUACCUUUGCUAUUAUAUGCCUGCGUAUAUGGCCACAGAUAAAUAUAGCUGCCAAAGACGGGUACAAGCCUUUUAAUUUAUUUUGUUUCUUUUUUGAUGGAACUGGAAUAACACAUUCUAAUGUCCACUAAUUACCAAGUUUGAGAACAUGUCCAAACACAUUUUUGGCUUGUAGUAUUUUGAGUAGGGGUGGGGAGAAUGUUUCGAAACGGAAUUAAAGAAAAUUAGUAAAUAGUUUUGUUCUAGAGAAAUUGUACAUUUGUAGAUGAUGCCUAACACAAAAUAUGAUGUUGAGUUGACUUGUCUUUUUCCUAACUGUUUGUGUUGAGAUUGUAAGUUAUUUGUGUCCAUAAUUCAUAUAAAGCCAUUUCUUUCAAUGGUUUAUUUUGCUCUACUUUUUAAAUCUGGAUGUAAAAGAUUGUACAACUAUGAAUACAAAUUAUUUCUUAAUUACUGUGGUCCAAUUGUAGUGCCUCAUUGUCCUGGAAAAUCUACUGGCACAAUGUGUAUUUUUAAUCCAAUUUAAAUUAUAAAAUAUUAUGACAUGCCCAAGGUCCUUUGGUGAGGUCUAAACACGAUAACAUUUGCAACCAUUUGGUCCAAAGUAAUUUACAGUGAUGAAGUUCACAAAAUGGAUCUUUGAUUGGUCUGGCAAGAAUAACCUCUGAAAAGUUGUGUCCCUUCUUGAAGAAAAAUGCAUAUACGUUAGAAUCUGUGGGUCAUUCACUUUCAAAAUAUGUUUAAACCUAAAUACCAGGCUAAGAAUAAACUCAUAAGUAUUGGCUGUUGAAUAGCCUUCCCUCUGUAUCCUCAGUGAGAUGGAAAGUGCUGAUGUUGUGACAUUAGCUACUGCCACAACUGCUGUGUUGAAUAAUGAACUUGGAGGCUUUGCUUAUUGAAGUUAUCAGGGGGAACCUACAUUUACUGUUAACGCAUUUUGGUUUGGCAAAAUAUACAAGUUAAAUCUAAAGUUUGUAAGUAAAAAUGACUUACAAUGUACUUACAAAAAAAAAUUUUUUUGGCUUAACAUAUUAUAACGUCUAUAAUAUGCUUUGUGGUCUUCAUAAUAUUUUUGAGACUGCGGCCAGUUUCACAUGCUAUGCUGUAUACUGCUUCUGCAGCCUGUCCUUUAAGUUCCAGGAGCAGUUCCAGGAGCAGCUAUGGGGUACAUACUUUGCCCCUAGUUUUAUGGAAGAAAGUGUAGACACUGCCUUGGUUCAAUAUUUAACUUUUCACGUAAACACCUUGCAAAUCCUAGUCUACCAUGAAUCAGUCGGUAUUUACAGGGAGAACUGACCAAUGCUUCCAGUCAAGAUCUCUGUCAGAAUCAAAGUAUUUUGAAACUUGGAACAGAAUAUGGGAGAAGAGAGAGCUGCAAGCAUUAUUUGACAAGAUGCUAAAUGGGAAAAUUAAUUUAAACUCAUUUCAAGGGCUAUUGAACAGAGACAAUUGGAAGCAGGGUGGGAGAAAUAAAACAUUUUGCAAGUGCAUGAAAAGCGAGAGGGAUUUAGAGGAGGAAAAAAAAAAACUGACAGAAUGAAACAUGCUGCACAUUUCGGGGGCUUGAGAAAAGAAUUAGUCAACUAUGCAUCCAGUUGAAAAUCAAAUGGGAAGUUAAUAACCACAUUCAAAAUUCCAAGUAUGAAGAUAGCAAACUGUUUCUCUUGAAUGCAAGACCUUGAAUGCAACUUGCUGAGCAGCAGUUAAUUUGUAAUAUUUUGUAUGAGAGCAGAGUUGAAGUGUUUAAAAAAUGAUAAUCUGUACUGUGUUUAGUUUCCCAAAGUUGCACAACACCGUACCAAAGCUCAUGUUUGUAUAAUUUAAAGUGCAGGUAAAUAGCUGUCUCAUUAAUUACCGAUUUGUUGGUUGCUAAAAAUUAAGUUUCCACUUGUUCCGUUGUACCCUAUCAUUUUAAGUCUCUUGGAAUCUGCUUGAUAAUGCAAUGUGCAGAUAUCUCUCUAGAUGGCACUAGAGUGUUGCAUUGAUAAACUUGGCGUAAAGUCAGUCAGAAAUUCUCACUACAAAUAUGAGAAUUUCACAUGGUUCUAAAUAGCAUUGUAUCUUCAAUAAACAAUUUGUGCUUUAAUAAA
Molecule: messenger RNA, 3995 nt
Organism: Amblyraja radiata (thorny skate)
Lineage: Eukaryota; Metazoa; Chordata; Chondrichthyes; Rajiformes; Rajidae
Product: thioredoxin-related transmembrane protein 1
Exons: 9
Coding region: 2-907 (301 amino acids)
Cellular component (GO): endomembrane system
Molecular function (GO): disulfide oxidoreductase activity
Source: RefSeq, a predicted model, not a curated record